Messenger RNA from Cololabis saira (Pacific saury), 1408 nucleotides. Its product is annotated as tumor necrosis factor receptor superfamily member 4. NCBI's taxonomy places the organism in Eukaryota, Metazoa, Chordata, Actinopteri, Beloniformes, Belonidae. The coding region runs from base 270 to 1307 and encodes 345 amino acids. The record is from RefSeq and is a predicted model, not a curated record. The transcript is spliced from 9 exons.
AGAUUUGGAUCAUACCUGAGACACUGCUGACCCUGCUGGCCGCUGCCUGUAACAACAUUAGAUCCGGUCUGAAUCCAGCCCAUUUCACUGGGUUUCACCCUCCAAAGUAAAAUCACAUGAUGCGAAUUUUGUCAUAUGACGCUCAUGAGAGGACUCAGUCCCACGCCAACGAGCUCCUGUGUGAAAACAAAGAGGACACUCAGCAGCUUGUCAGGCAUGAGAUGCUGCAGACGGAGAUUGCUCGGCGCUGGAGCUCGUUAAUCUGAAGGAUGGACUGUCAGGGAGCGCUGCCUGUCAUAGCCGCUUGCUUCAUUGGCAUGGUGGUGAGCCAGACAACACUUACUCCCGCGCUGAUGAACACCACUCUCAGUCUCACCACUCUCACUGACAAGUCAACCAGUCCAACACCUGUGAUUUUCAGCAGCGCAAGCCCAGGUUGCUCAGCUUUCAACAUUUCUGAUUGCGAGCCCUGCGCUCCGGGAUCACAAUACGACAACAACACACUACUGUGCACUUGCUGUUCUGAUAUUGGGCUCUGUGUAUUUCCUGGAGCGUGCCUGGCAUGCAAGAAAGGAUUUUAUCAGCCACUUGCGGGACAGCAGCACUGUCUGCCCUGCAACCGGGGUUUCUACACUAACUUCACUGGAAGUCCUCUGUGUCACCCCUGCCCUGCUGGAUCUUUCAACAAUGACACUGGUGGAGAAACUUGCGCAAGUUGUUCACCAGGUUUCUUUUCAUCAAGGCACAGUUCCACUUCAUGUUCACCAUGUGCACUGGGAAGUUAUUGCAACUCAUCUGGCUGCACGCAGUGCAAGACGUGUCCUGGAGGAAAAGAAGCUAUACAAAGUGCUGCUAAAGGCUGUACACCGUGUCGACCAGGCAUGUAUAAGGCUCCCCUUCAGACUAUGUGUCAAAUCUGCGGCAGUGGAUCCUUCCAGAUCCAUUGGGGGCAGGAAAGCUGUGAUGUCUGUCCAGAGAAUCACUACUGCCCUAGCCCUGACGUGAAUCCCAUUCAGUGUCCAAAUGACGCCUUCUGUCCGGAGGGCAGCUUGGCGCCAGGUUAUUGUAUGGAGACUUUCUUCCGGAAAUCAGGGGACACGUGUGAACUGGCUCCUGUCACUAUUGCUCUGCUCGUUAUUGGAGGAGGGGUGGCCUUGCUCUUCACCAUUUUGAUGGUUUUACGUCGACGGAGAGACACUGACGGAGAGCUGAUGGUGGCCCGGACCCCACUGUUGCGCAAAGAGCGACCUCAGGGUCGAUACUACGGUCUGCCCUGUGACUCAGAGCCUGUGUAUGCUGGCUGGUGACCAACUAACAUGUAUAAGAACUGACAGCAGAGGAUUGAUGGUGACAUCCUGAUCUAGUACCUUGAGAAAACUUUAAUAAUUCACCAACCUUUUAAGGAGUU